UUUUCCAUGUGAGAGAGAUUUUUAAUUUGAAAAGCCUUACGAGCGUCAGUCGUUCUGGAGAUCUCGCGAGAGUUGGCGUCUUCACAUACGUGGCUUUUCUGUCUGCUUUUCCGGUUUGGGUGAAUUGCUACUAACCGUCAACAUGGAGCUGGAGGCAAUGACCAGAUACACGAGUCCUGUGAACCCGGCUGUGUUUCCUCACCUCACCGUGGUGCUGCUCGCCAUUGGAAUGUUCUUCACAGCUUGGUUCUUUGUCUACGAGGUAACGUCCACAAAAUACACACGAGACGUAUACAAGGAGCUGCUCAUCUCACUGGUCGCAUCACUAUUCAUGGGCUUCGGUGUUCUCUUCCUGCUGCUUUGGGUUGGAAUCUAUGUGUGAUGGUUGCAGAUUGUCAAGAACAUUCCAACGGCUCUGCUUUACUUUAGUGCUUAUAGAUGUCACACACACACACACACACACACACACACACACAAGGGUUGCAAAUUGGACUUUGCACUCCUGGUUUGAAUUCACCAAUAAAGAUUUUGUACAAAUGUUA
This is a messenger RNA of Hemibagrus wyckioides, 542 nucleotides long. It is a transcript of the gene tmem258, whose product is annotated as transmembrane protein 258. NCBI's taxonomy places the organism in Eukaryota, Metazoa, Chordata, Actinopteri, Siluriformes, Bagridae. The record is from RefSeq and is a predicted model, not a curated record. Gene Ontology annotation, cellular component: membrane-bounded organelle. The transcript has 4 exons. The coding region runs from base 143 to 382 and encodes 79 amino acids. Gene Ontology annotation, biological process: protein N-linked glycosylation.